Molecule: messenger RNA, 930 nt
Organism: Blastomyces gilchristii SLH14081
Lineage: Eukaryota; Fungi; Ascomycota; Eurotiomycetes; Onygenales; Ajellomycetaceae
Product: chitinase
Exons: 1
Coding region: 1-930 (309 amino acids)
Biological process (GO): carbohydrate metabolic process
Cellular component (GO): extracellular region
Molecular function (GO): chitinase activity
Source: RefSeq, a predicted model, not a curated record
AUGCCUCCUAUCCCUGGAAAUGGGGCAUUCAAUCAGCCGCGCAUUGUCUGCUACUACCAGACCUAUUACCCAAACACCAGCACCACAUACAUCUCAAUGCUACCUCUGAUGCUUAAUAACUCGGGUAUAACACAUGCCAUUCUUGCUGCCAUCCACAUUAAUGGGGAGCCAAAUAAUAUAACCCUGAAUGAUCACUGCCCGGAGGAUCCCCGGUACCUGCCCCUAUGGGCAGAAGCACGCGUUAUGCAAACCCAGGGGAUCAAAGUCAUGGGCAUGCUGGGCGGAGCUGCGCGGGGGACCUUCGAACGGCUGGAUCAAGAUGCUUCUACCUUUGAGCGGUAUUAUGUUCCUCUUCGAGACAUGAUCCAGAACCACGCUCUCGAUGGCUUAGACCUUGACGUGGAGGAGGACAUGUCACUUGAAGGUAUUAUCCGAUUAAUCGAUCGUCUCAAGGCGGAUUUUGGGGAACAUUUCAUCAUCACUUUGGCACCUGUUGCCACCGCCCUGAUCGAGGGACUGCCGCACUUGUCUGGCUUCGAUUAUAAGGCACUCGAAGCUGCUAGGGGCUCGAAGAUUGCAUGGUAUAAUACCCAAUUUUAUAAUGGCUGGGGCGGCAUCGACACUACCGGAGUGUAUGACAGGAUAAUUGCAGAAGGAUGGGCGCCAGAGAAAGUUGUGGCAGGAACCUUAACCAAUCCUGGAAAUGGAUCCCAGGGUUAUGUGCCAAUGGACAAGUUAAGCGCGGUUCUGGGAACGUUAAUGCUAAGAUAUCCAACUUUUGGAGGAGUUAUGGGGUGGGAAUAUUUCAAUGCGUUUCCUGAUGUCCAUAGGCCAUGGCAGUGGGCUGCUUGUAUGUCUCUGGUGAUGGGGAUGAAAAGUGUAUACUCGGCGGUAGCUGCAUGGAAUAUUCAACAGACACGAUCAAAUUAG